Messenger RNA from Caretta caretta (loggerhead turtle), 4010 nucleotides. RefSeq names its product cadherin 12 (gene CDH12). The record is from RefSeq and is a predicted model, not a curated record. NCBI's taxonomy places the organism in Eukaryota, Metazoa, Chordata, Testudines, Cheloniidae. Gene Ontology annotation, biological process: calcium-dependent cell-cell adhesion; homophilic cell-cell adhesion; cell-cell junction assembly. Gene Ontology annotation, cellular component: catenin complex; plasma membrane; adherens junction. Gene Ontology annotation, molecular function: cadherin binding; beta-catenin binding; calcium ion binding.
CUGCUAAAGAGCAGUAUUGAUCUGAAGGGUAAAUGUGUAGGGACCCACAGAGAGAGAUACAGUCAUUUCUGAGAAGGGAGACAACCUCUUCCAGUAAGAAAGUGUUUUCUACCUGUCUGCCUUGCCUGUGAGAUCCUUUGUGAAUGAAGGGGGACACCAGAAAGGGCAGUUUGUUGCCACAGUGAUUUAGAGAGAAAAGGUAUUACCUCAGUACAAGCUACUGUGCAUGUUGCUGCUGCUCUUGCUGCUGCUGCUGCAGUUUCAUCUAGUAGAUUCUAGUGACGAAUCAAGUGAUGACUUUGGAGAAUGAGGCCAGCUAAGGACUUAACUGUACUUCUCUAAGAUCUUGGAUGAUGUGGCGCCAUAAUCACAGACAGUGAGGAGUUGAACACAAACGGAAAAAGGCAGUACAGUAUGCAGCUACCUGGAGGGUGUUGAUUGAAAACUUAGAUUGCCCCCAAAUCACUGCUGAUUUGACUGAUGCCUCAGCUCUAUCAGAAAAAGAAUUUCAAUUAAGGUCCCUUUAGAUGGAAUUUAAUGCGGCAAAAACCUUGUCAUCAGAAGGAUUAAUGUCUGCAUUAGCAUUUCUGCAAUAAAAUCUGAAGCUAAGUGGUGCAGGCCACAGCCACCUCAAAGCUGGAUUCUACAGCUCUACAUUAAGUGCUGGAGUUUUUAUUACUUGCUGUAGGGAAACCUUUGCCAAUGCUUACAAGGAACUGUUUAUCCCUGCUUCUCUGGGUCCUGUUUGAUGGAGGUCUCCUAACACCACUGCAUCCACAACUACAACAGACUUUAGAAGCACAGCCGAGAGAAAAUGUUGUCACAAUGCCAGGGAGGAGGUCAUCCGCCCAGCGGGUCAAACGAGGCUGGGUAUGGAAUCAGUUUUUUGUGCUGGAGGAAUAUAUGGGCUCUGAACCCCAGUAUGUGGGAAAGCUUCAUUCUGACUUGGACAAGGGAGCGGGCACUGUUAAAUACACCCUCUCAGGAGAUGGAGCUGGCACGGUAUUUACCAUUGACGAGACCACAGGGGACAUACAUGCCAUAAGGAGCCUUGAUCGAGAAGAAAAGCCUUUCUACACACUCCGUGCUCAGGCUGUGGACAUAGACACCAGGAAACCACUGGAGCCUGAAUCAGAGUUCAUCAUCAAAGUGCAGGACAUUAAUGAUAAUGAGCCAAAGUUCCUAGAUGGGCCGUAUGUUGCCAGUGUCCCGGAAAUGUCUCCAGUGGGUGCAUAUGUACUUCAGGUUAAAGCUACAGAUGCUGAUGAUCCUACAUAUGGAAACAGUGCCAGAGUGGUUUAUAGUAUUCUUCAGGGGCAACCAUACUUCUCCAUUGAUCCUAAGACAGGUGUAAUAAGAACAGCUUUGCCAAACAUGGACAGAGAGGUCAAAGAACAAUAUCAAGUCCUCAUCCAAGCCAAGGAUAUGGGAGGACAGCUGGGAGGAUUAGCUGGAACUACCACUGUAAACAUAACUCUCACCGAUGUCAAUGACAACCCACCCAGAUUUCCCAAGAGUAUCUUCCAUUUGAAAGUACCCGAGUCCUCACUUGUUGGUUCAGCCAUUGGAAGAAUCAGAGCUGUGGAUCCUGACUUUGGGAAAAACGCAGAAAUUGAAUACAACAUCGUCCCAGGAGAUGGAGGGAAUUUAUUUGACAUCACCACAGAUGAGAACACCCAGGAAGGGGUCAUCAAACUGAAAAAGCCGUUAGACUUUGAAACAAAAAAGGCAUAUACCUUUAAAGUAGAGGCCUCCAAUGUGCAUCUUGAUCAUCGAUUCCACUCUGUGGGUCCAUUCAAAGAUACAGCCACUGUGAAGAUCAAUGUGUUGGAUGUGGCUGAACCUCCAGUUUUCAGCAAGCCUAUGUACACCAUGGAGGUUUAUGAGGAUACUCCUGUUGGGACCAUAAUAGGUGCUGUAACUGCACAGGAUCUUGAUGUUGGCAGCAGCUCUGUUAGGUACUUCAUAGAUCGGAAGAGUGAUGCAGACAGCUACUUUACAAUAGAUAGAUCUGAAGGAACCAUUGCAACUAAUGAAAUACUGGACAGAGAAAGCACCGCACAGUACAAUUUCUCUAUAAUUGCAAGUAAAGUUAGUAAUCCAUUACUAACCAGCAAGGUCAAUGUUAUAAUAAAUGUCUUAGAUGUCAACGAAUUUCCUCCAGAAAUUUCAGUGCCAUAUGAGACAUCUGUAUGUGAAAACGCAAAACCAGGACAGGUAAUUCAGACUGUCAGUGCUGCGGACAAAGAUUUGUCCCCUGCUGGGCAAAGGUUUUCCUUUAGACUGUCACCUGAGGCGUCCACCAAACCAAAUUUCACAGUCCAAGACUACAGGAACAACACAGCUGGAAUUGAAACCAGGAGAAGUGGCUACAGCCGUAGGCAGCAAGACUUGUAUUUCCUCCCAGUUGUGAUAGAAGACAGCAGCUAUCCUGUACAGAGCAGCACAAACACAAUGACUAUCCACGUUUGUAGAUGCGAUUCCGAUGGUACCAUUCUAUCCUGCAAUGUUGAAGCAAUCUUCCUACCAGUUGGACUCAGCACAGGGGCUUUGAUCGCAAUAUUGCUGUGUAUUGUUAUACUUCUAGUCAUUGUUGUGCUGUACGUAGCACUGCGAAGGCAGAAGAAAAAAAGACACCCUGAUGACUCUAAAGAAGACAUCAGAGACAAUGUCAUCCAUUAUGAUGAUGAAGGAGGUGGGGAGGAAGACACCCAGGCUUUUGACAUUGGUGCCCUGAGGAAUCCAAAAGUGAUUGAAGAUAACAAAAUACGCAGGGAUAUAAAACCGGACACUCUAUGUUUACCACGUCAGAGACCACCAGUGGAAGACAACACAGACAUAAGAGAUUUCAUUAAUCAAAGGCUGCAGGAAAACGAUGUGGAUCCCACUGCACCCCCUUAUGAUUCACUGGCAACCUAUGCCUAUGAAGGAAAUGGAUCUGUAGCAGAGUCUCUGAGCUCUAUAGAUUCACUUACUACAGAGACAGACCAGGAUUAUGAUUACCUGAGUGACUGGGGACCCCGCUUUAAAGUCUUGGCAGAGAUGUUCGGAGAGGAAGAAAAUUAUAACACUGCUAAAGUCACUUAAGGGAGGGAAACCCAAAAGGCAAGAAUAAGAAAACUAGAACAACAACAAAUUAAAAAUAAAACCCGAGCUUUAUAGGACAAGAUUCCUUUGAUUAUUAAAGACAGCACCUGUCUCCAGCAAGUUACUAUAUUUAUCAUACUGUCAGUUUUGAUUUGGUCUGCAAAGGGAGGAUAAACCCUGUAAGAUAUACUUUUUUGUUGUUUUUUGUUACUUGGGAAUAACACUGAGACAAGCUCAGGCCUAUUAGCUACAAUGUACUGAUAUGACAACUUAGACAGAAGCUAGCUUUCUGGCAUCACGGUGGAAGAGUGGUAGAUUUUUCUUAAUUCCACUAAAGUGCCUAUUGAAACUUUUAUCAUUUAAAGUGGUAAAGACUCUGCUAUGAUGGUGUUACAGAACUGAGCUGUAAACUGGACAUAAAGGACUUUAUCUUUAUGUCAAGAAGCAAUAGCAACAUGCUGACUUCUAGUUCUUAUAAAACAAAAAUGAAGAUAACUUUCUGGAAUAUAUCCAGUGACUAAAACUCAAGGGGUAUUGUUUUGGAUUUUUAUUUUAUUUUAAGGAAUAAUAAUAAUAAUUGUAUGCCAAGAUAUCACAUUUCUUCUGUCCGCAUUUCACUGACAAAUUGAAUAAAAAGUGCUAUUACUCAAUUUCAAGAUGUAAAGCCCAAAAUUAAAAACAUACCACACACUGAUCUUCACAUACACAAAGGAAUAUUUAAAAAAAAUAAUCAGUUACACUUUUUCCAGGAUGAAAGAGAAAAUUAUAAAAAACAUCUAUUCCUUUAUAGGAAGGAAACUUCCCUUGACUCCAACUCAUCAUGUACAGACAAGUUAUUGGUACAUCAGUGGUGGUUUUUAGAGGGCUAAUGUAUUUUUUAGUAUCAGUGUUGUUUUUUUUUCAGUGUAAGUAUGAAUAAUGAA